UGACAGCGGCGAUCUAAAGGGUUAAUAGCCGGCCGCAGCAAUUGCCGUGUGUCGGCUCGGCUAUUAACGGCAGCCCCCAGCUACAGGAAUCAGCUGGGGGCCGGCCCGUAUGGCGCAGACUUGAGUCAGGAGCCCACUCUAUACACUGGUUGCUGUCUCAGGACAACGGCAACCGAUUAAACACAUUGAAAACAUAAGGCUAGGCUCACCAUACAUCGAAGGUAUCUGUAUUCCAGCAGCAUUGUAACUUCAGGACUGCUGUUUCGUAACUACACCUGCAGACAAGCUGAAGGAAACAGCAGCCAUAAAGGGUAAAGUUAGCGAACUCUGGUAACACCGCCUGUGCACAAAGCCUACUGAUUAUCAACAACUAAAUAGGGAGGCUAACGUGUUAACGGGGCCGCAAAUCAACAUAUGAUGCCUUCGUGUUUGGUCAAUAAGUGUGCAAGUCAUACUGGCAAAAAGGACCAAAGUCGAGCCAUCAAGUUGCACACAUUUCCUAAAGAUGCAAUAAGGAUCCAAACUUGGCUACUGCAUACCGGGCAGACGUUUAAAGACUUGGAAAAACUAGUUGGAUUGGUUAUGGAGGGACAGAAGGAUAAUAAAUACUGGAUAUGUUCCUUGCACUUCACCUCAGAAUCAUACAUUAAUACCCCAAGUGGACGGGUUCUGAGGCCAGAUGCUGUUCCCUCAAUUUUUGAAGGAUUUCAACAAGGUGAGAAUGUCAUCGAAGAGACUCUUAAAAAAAAACAAAGUCGUGCAAAAAAAAGACCCAUGGGGUAUUUGUCAAGUGCUUAUUCUGAUGCUACAACAUCCAGUCAAUCAACGGAAACUUUUCUACAAGACAUUGAUAGCACAGAAAUUAUAGUUUGUAAAAUAGGUUUUUGUACCAUUGGUACACAGACAGAAUACACUAUGUGUAACACAGAAAUAGAAUUUUGUAAAGAAGAUUUUUGUACCAUUGGUACACAGACAGAAUACACUCUGUGUAAUUCAAAUAUUAAAUAUUUAUCGCAUGCAGAGGAAAGGUGUAAAAUUCCCAUACUACCUCUAACUGGUCCAGCAGUAUCGACACCUAUAGCACAAGCUGGAAAAAUAUCAUUAAUGGAUAACGCUUCUGAUGCUUCACCACUGCAUAAGAAAGCACAUAUUAAAACAGAACUUUACUCAAAUGAGCCAGAAGAUGAAAGUAUGGAUUUCCAAGGGAAUCAUUUUCUGUGGAAGAACCUAAAGAAGGAAAUAACGGCUACAUUCCAGGUGAAUCCAGUAUAGAACAAACUGAUAUGACAAGGCAUAGAAAAUGUAGUGUUGGAGGAUAACUGUAAUCAAUCUGAUGAACAGGUUGUUACAGAUUGUAAAAUAAUUAUUUACGAAAGUAGUUUGGACCAACUUCUUUACAAAAUAAAUUGUCUGGGUGUGCAAAAUUGUACCAGCAAAGUCCGCUUUAUAAAAAAAAAAAAAACAUUUGACGGAUCAUCCUGUAAAAUAACAGGGACUUGUUACCAUGGUCCCAAAUUUCUUUUAUUAGAAACACAGCCAAGAAUCAGAAGAUAUUCCUUUGGAAAUACAGGAAUCUGGGAAUUGUAUCUCCCGAAGCCCGAGACCUGCAGUUCUGGCCGCCGGGCAGGUGAAUUUGUCAGGCAUUUACCCUGCAGCGCUAAAUGCCAGAAGAAUUCACAUAUGAUGGGGAAAGACUGCCCUGUCACUAAACUGCUAUAUACUGCAGCUGUAUGCUGUAGCCUAUAGCGAGCCUUCCUGGCGGAGGUGCGCGCGAUGAGUGAGGUCAUCACAUGUGCCGCGCAGGACGACGGGACUCUGACGUCCUGUGUGGCGUGUUCAAUGAUGUCACUCACUGCAUGCACCUCCGCCAGGAAGUCCCUGCAGGGAACAGGGAGAUGUAAGUAGCAGUGAGUUACUUACUCAAACUUGGCUACUUACUAUAUAAUGGAGGACCUGCCUACCACUAGGGGCUAACCUAUCUACUACCUACUUAGGGCAGUGCUUCCCAACCAUGUUGCCUCCAGCUUUUGCAAAACUACAACUCUCAGCAUGCCCGGACAGCUGAAGGCUGUCAGGGCAUGCUGGGAGUUGUAGUUUUGCAACAGCUGGAGGCACCCUGGUUGAAACUUAGGGGGUAUAAAUGGGAGCCCUACCUGCCGGGUUCAUAUUUAUCUGGAGGCCUUUCUACCUACUGGGAAGCCCCAACUAAUCAUCAGGUAGGGCUCUCCAGUAGGUAGACAGGCCCCCAGAUAGAUAUGACCCCCAUCAGUGAUGGGAAUCUUAUUUAUCUGGGGCCUGUCGAUCUACUGGGAAGCCCUACCUGAUGGGGGUCAUAUCUAUCUGGGGGCCUUUCUACCUACUGGUGAGCCCUACCUGAUGGGGGUCAUAUCUGUCUGGGGGGCCUUUCUACGUACUGAAGAGCCCUACCUAAUGGGGGUCAUAUCUAUCUGGGGGUCUGAUUACCUAUUGUGGAGCCCUACCAAAUGGUGGUCAUAUAUAUCUGGGGGUCUGACUACCUAUUGGGGAGCCCUACCUGAUGGGGGUCAUAUCUGUCUGGGGGCCUUUCCACCUAAUGAAGAGCCCUACCUGAUGGGGGUCAUAUCUAUCUGUGGACCUGUCUACAUAUGGGGGAGCUCUACCUAAUGGGGGACAUAUCUUUCUGAGAUUCUGUCUGCCUGCCUACUGGGGAGCCCACCCUUCCUAUCAACUGGGGGGGGGCAUAUCUAUCUGGGGCAUUAUUUAGGGACGUACCUACCUGAUAAAGGGACAUACCUUCCUGAAGGGGGGGACUACCUAUUUAGUGGGGCAGACUUACUUAUCAGGGGCCCUAUCCACCUAAUGGGGUGACAUACUGGUCUGCCUAUUGAGUUUAUAUUAAUAAAGAUCUUAU
Molecule: messenger RNA, 2890 nt
Organism: Hyla sarda
Lineage: Eukaryota; Metazoa; Chordata; Amphibia; Anura; Hylidae
Exons: 3
Coding region: 415-1272 (285 amino acids)
Source: RefSeq, a predicted model, not a curated record